AGCCGAUUGGCUCUUGCACCGCCGAUGUGCUGUUGGUGAGAGCCUGCCGCAGUCACGGCACGUUUUGUCUUCGACAGGCUCUUGCGGAUGUUCGCUGCUGGAGGGUGCCGCACUGUCCUGCUCAGGAGCAACGGCACGGCUGUGGCGCGCGGCUGGAAUAAGGAUGGUCAGUGCAACCUCCCGGCGCUGGUCGCCGGCCUGACCUACACGCAGGUGGCCGCUGGGGGGUACCACACGGUCCUGCUCAGAAGCGACGGCACGGCCGUGGCUUGCGGCCGUAAUGAUGACGGUCAGUGCGACCUUCCAGCGCUUGUCGCGGGCCUGACCUACACGCAGGUGGCCACCGGAGGGUACCACACAGUCCUGCUCAGAAGCGACGGCACAGCUGUGGCUUGCGGCCGCGGUGAUGAUGGUCAGCGCGACCUCCCGGCGUUGGUCGCGGGCUUGACCUACGCGCAGGUGUCGGCUGGAGAUUGCCAUACUGUCCUGCUGAGGAGCGACGGCACGGCCGUGGCCUGUGGAUACAAUGGUGAUGGUCAGUGCGACUUUCCAGCGCUGGUCGCGGGCCUGACCUACACGCAGGUUGCCAGUGGGGAUUGCCAUACAGUCCUGCUCAGAAGCGACGGCUCGGCCGUGGCCUGCGGAUACAAUGAUGAUGGUCAGUGCGACCUCCCAGCGCUGGUUGCGGGCCUAUCUUACACGCAGGUGGCCGCUGGUGGGGGCCACACAGUGCUGCUGAGAAGCGACGGUACCACCGCGGCUUGCGGCGGCAAUGACGAUGGUCAGUGUGACUUCCCAGCGCUGGUCGCGGGCUUCACCUACACGCAGGUGGCCGCUGGAGAUUGCCAUACGGUCCUGCUGACAAGCGACGGCAAGGCCGUGGCCUGCGGGUGCAACAACGUUGGUCAGUGCGACCUGCCAGAGCUGACCGCGGGCCUGACAUACUCAGCUCACCUAUUUCCAGCACUGCUCCUGCAGGCGUCGCUCGACGGUGAUUCGAUGCGUUUCGUGACCCUUAGUGGAGUAGAGCGCUGCAGAACCGUGGUGGGCUCUACCGCUCGCCUCGCAGACAUCUACGACCAGCUGAUGGCCGACCGUCGUGCGGGCAGGCUGGGACCCGGGAUCCAGCGAGUCGACGCGAUCUUGCCUCGGGGCCGUUUGCUCAGCGACGCCUCUGCCGAGGAGACGGUCGCCAGCGUCUUCGGGCUUGCCUGGCCAGUUUGAGCCGUUUCAAAGUCCUCGACGGUAUUCCUGAAAGUCGUGCAAGAGACGAGGAAUAAAGGAAAAGUCCGACGAGAUGGGAAGACUGGAGGUGAUGUUCGCGACGACGGAGGCCUAGAAGCAAGAGGGCAACGGUCUGGUGAACGUGUUCUUCAAGGUCAUCGUGUCGUCCGCCAAGACAGACUUCACCGAGAGGAUCUGUAGGCACACUGGCACUGGUCCCCGUGGUGCACCAGACUGUGCACAUGGAGGCCUGCUGCCUCGUGGUCUUCGGGGUCCCGCGCGGG
This is a messenger RNA of Prorocentrum cordatum, 1508 nucleotides long. NCBI's taxonomy places the organism in Eukaryota, Dinophyceae, Prorocentrales, Prorocentraceae. The record is from the annotation of a GenBank genome assembly.